AUGCACAGUGCACGAUCUUCUCAGACUUUUACAUCACAGCAACUACCAUCGGAAGAAUCAGUGGUAGCAUCGAUGCUGCACCAAUUUAAUCAAGAUAUUUCAUUAAGACAAGGCAUGCGUGAGCAGCGUGAAUUGCUAAAUGUAAACGAAUCUUCAGAAGUAGAACUGUCGUUUAUUCCGAGUCAAUUUUUAUUCCUUCCUCAUAGUAAUUUUAGUAGAGCUGUCAUUACUGUUUUGAGGCAAAAUAUGACAAAUCGUUCUGUUUAUGAAAAUUUAUUGGCAUUUGAUGAUUAUAUCUUAUUUUCACUUCCACGUAAUGAAACGCUAUCUUAA
Molecule: messenger RNA, 333 nt
Organism: Thelazia callipaeda (thelaziosis nematode)
Lineage: Eukaryota; Metazoa; Nematoda; Chromadorea; Rhabditida; Thelaziidae
Source: the annotation of a GenBank genome assembly